Molecule: messenger RNA, 1987 nt
Organism: Coregonus sp. 'balchen'
Lineage: Eukaryota; Metazoa; Chordata; Actinopteri; Salmoniformes; Salmonidae
Source: the annotation of a GenBank genome assembly
UUGUUUGCAUCCCUGUAGGAUCUAAUGAAAUAAGUAGCACUUACGUCUUCAACUAAUCUGCCUGAGAAGCAAGGAGGGUCAUCUGUUAAAUCCCCAUAAGAGGAGACUAGCCACUUUACCGGACAAAUGCACACUAGUCCAACCGGAGUACCUCAAACAAUGCGGUCACUGUGAUGAAUAAUUUGGAGUACCUGACUUUCUUGGAUACCGCUAAUAGACUAUUUACAGGUAUGUGCAAUUAGAAAAGGAUGCGGGUCACACUUGAAAUAGCCUUACAUAGAUUUUUGUUGUGAUAAUGUAUUUGUCAUUAUUUAUCAGUAUGUAUUACUUCAUGUGUUGUCUGUAUUGUAAAUAAUGUAGUUGACAUUGGUUCCAUUGUUAUAAUGCCCCUUUAAGACUGUUCAGAUCAACUUGCAAUCAGAGACCGUGCAUGUAUUUAGUUUUGUGUAGUUUCCCUCCUUUUGUACAAGGCUUGUGCAGAAAAAAUCCUCCCAACUUAAUCAUUAUUCUAUCUUUGCCGUUGACAGGUCUGAAAAAACAGCCCAUCAGUUGAGUUCCUUCAGCUGAGAGAUACUGAAACCCUACUGUAGCGCUGAAAGCAGCACACACACAACUAGAUGGAUCUUAUGGUGGAUCUUAAGUCCCUGGGUGAUCCCAUCAAGCAGUUCAGCGAUUAUGUGUCGGGGACGGGGACCAAACCGGACAACAAAAUAGGAACCAAAAAGAGCACGGGGGCCCGACGGAAGAGCAUAGUCGUGAGCACAGGGGCUCGACGGAAGAGCGUAGUUGUAGUCCGGAGGCACAGCAUAGUCAGGAGAAAGAGUGUCCCUUGUGCCAAAACUUGCACCAAGCAGAGAGCCGUACCAGAAUCCUGGCUCAGUGCAUACCAGGCUGACAUUCAAAGAGAAAGGUAAGGAUGGUUGGCCAUUGUUUUUAGUAGAUAUAAAGUCAUUAAAGGCCAGUUUCCCGGAUGGAAAUUAAGCCUAAUCCUGGACUAAGAAGCACUUUCAAUGGAGAUUCUCCAUUGAGCGUGUUUAUUAAUCCAGAACUAGGCUAAAUCUGUGUCUGGGAAACCGACCCGUAGCGCUUAUAUAGAUGAGUAUCAAACGCUUAAGUAUAUCUGCUUGGGAGACUCACAAAAUGCCACUGAAGCAUCUCUGUUUCCAUAUUGUGCUACUGUAGGAAACUGCGAGAGAAGAAGAUUGCAGAGAGGUCCGUCAGAAGGAGGAGCCAGCAUUUCAGGAGCCAGCACUGCCUCCCUAAGGUAAGUCAGUCUGUGCAUGUCAUGUGUGACUGGUCAAAAUAAGAUGGAGGUCACUUGUUCAGUGGACAUCUGAUCUGAGAAGAUAUCAAUUUAAUUUUGAAGGACUAAAGGAGUUUAUGGGUGAAACUUGGGAAUCACAAGAUACCUAUUCUAAUUGAACUGACCUCAUAUGUCUCGUUUAUAUGAAGGGAUUACAUGGGUACUGUUGGCCAGGAUUUUAUACUUACAAAAUACAUAAUUGAACCUUUCAUUUUUUUUCUAUCUCCAUGUAGAGUAAGACCAAUGCCAAGAGGAACCAGAAAUCUGCGAAGGAUGAUUCGCUGUUUGGUGCCUUCCAGGGGCUCAGUCUGAACGUGACAGGAGGCGUCCAGAGCUCUAUGGCCUCAGGCGGAGACCAGUGUAAAUUAAUGUGAGACAAAAGACUUGACUCAUAUAACCUGGCCUCGGCUUCCAGGCAUCGCUCACGUGUGUGAAAGCCUGGGCCGAGGCUACAUAUCACCUAACACUUGAACCUUGUCCACCAGCAGGCUCUCUCUCUCUGACAUGUAUAUGCGGUAAUAAUUGAGACUGGGGACAAGGUUACCUACACUUGACCUUGUGAGACAUUAUGAGAAGACUCUGAACUAUGGGAAAAACAACCGGUCUUGUGUGGUGAUGAGAAAUGACAAUGAAGCCAAAGUUUUAAAGGUAGACUCAACGAUAUGAUGUAGAUGCAGAAAGUAA